AUGGGGUGUGGAAAUUCUAAAACGCUGAGUCGCAGACGUCUCAUUAAAUUGAUUAACCGUAAAGACGCCGUUGACUUUAUUUGUGAAGAGCACGAAAACAUCAUGAAGAUUGAGACACCAGGAACUUGCGACGAAUCUACAGUUGCUGAAAACGAUGAGCCAAGCAGAUACGCUGACACAGCGCACCUUUGUCAUACCAUGACUCUUCCAGGAGAAAGCUCUGAAUAUAAAAAUGCUAGCUAUAUAGACGGCUACCGACACCCUAAGAAGUACAUCACGUGUCCGGCACCGUUAAAAAAUACCCGCUCUGAAUUCUGGAAGAUGGUAUGGAAUCAUAAAAGCCAGAUCAUCGUUAUGUUGUGCAACACCAUUGAAAAUGGCCAAACCCAGUGCUAUCGUUAUUGGAUCCCAAUUGAAGGAGUAGCACUGCGAUGUGGUGAACUCGAGAUUAAGACAGUCAAGAUUAGUUCGACACGUCGGGACUACACAAUAACGGAACUUAUGGUGACAGGUGACGAUGGUGGCAACUUGAAAGUCACUCACUUCUGGUACGAACAAUGGCAAGAACAUGAUCUAUCUCCUGACGAAUUGGUGUUCACUGACUUGUUAGUAAUGACAAAGGUUUAUCAAUUAGGCAUCGACGCACGUUCCAGCUCGAUAGUGGUUCACUGCAACAAUGGACUAGAAAGAUCCAUGGCGUUUUGUGCCGUAGAUAUCUGUUUGACACGAUUAGAAAAAACUGGAAAGCUCAAUAAUUUCGUCGGUAUUGAAGAAAUUAACGGUAAAACCAGAUCCCACUAUUUGUCUAGUAAAGUCCGCUGA
Molecule: messenger RNA, 822 nt
Organism: Cydia pomonella (codling moth)
Lineage: Eukaryota; Metazoa; Arthropoda; Insecta; Lepidoptera; Tortricidae
Product: tyrosine-protein phosphatase non-receptor type 9-like
Exons: 2
Coding region: 1-822 (273 amino acids)
Biological process (GO): protein dephosphorylation
Molecular function (GO): protein tyrosine phosphatase activity
Source: RefSeq, a predicted model, not a curated record